Messenger RNA from Dimorphilus gyrociliatus, 2513 nucleotides. Lineage: Eukaryota; Metazoa; Annelida; Polychaeta; Dinophilidae. The record is from the annotation of a GenBank genome assembly.
CUAUUUCCGGAUUUGGGAAUUGCCAAGAAAGUUGAAUAGCAUUUGAUAAAGUUGAAUGUCUCUUCUUUUUGUGUAGAAUGACUAAUCAACUCGUAAUUCACGACCCUAUGUAAUAUACUGAAAAUAAAUAUAAUUUUACUCUUUUAUAUGAUUUCUGAAAUAAAUACUUAAUAUAUUGGAUUUCUUUAUUACCUUGUUACUUUUGAGCGAUAAAAAGUGCUGUGAAAUUAUCUGAAGGCGUAUUACACUUCCCACUGGUUUAAAGAAGUUCUUUGCGAUAAUUUUUUUCAAAAAAGGAAAUCUUCAAACUAGUAAACUGCAGAAUGUUUUUGAAUUCUCUCAGAAGCGAAACUCCUAAAUGGAUUAUUUUAAUUCUUUGGAUAUUAGCUAACAUUGGAAUGUUUAUUGGAUUUUUCGUAAAAUAUCAAGUUUCUGACGAAUAUUUCUAUCUUCGUAAGAUCGUAGGGAUUAAUUUAGCUGUUGCAAGAGCCUCAGCUAGUUGCUUGAAUCUUAAUUGUACGUUAUUGUUGCUACCUGUUUGUAGAAAUCUUAUUUCCUUUUGGAGAGUGAGCUGUCAACGAUGCAAAACAAAUGUCAGGAGACAGCUUGACAACAACAUUAUCUUUCACAAGUUCAUCGCCUAUGCAAUUUGCUUAUUUACAGCGAUGCAUUAUUACUCUCAUACUGUUAAUUUUGAGCGUUUUAUAGACGCUCACCAUCAGGAGGGUUUAUUAUCUAAAUUGUCGAAUUUAGGAAAUGCAAAAAAUCAAACUUACAUCAAUCCAAUUCGAUCACCUAACACAAAUCCAAUGUUGGAGCUAGUUAAAUGUGUUGCUGGUAUAACUGGGGUCAUAAUGACAAUGGCAUUAGUCAUAAUUGUCUCAUCGUCAACCCAACUUAUUAGACGAUCAUACUUUGAAGCAUUUUGGUUUACUCAUCACUUGUUUGUUUUGUUUUAUAUUUUCUUAGUUACACAUGGCUUAGGAGGCAUGGUUAGAAAGCAGAGUAAUGUUGCUCAACAUGAUCCGGAGAAAUGUCAAAACCUUUUAUGGGGAGGUGCCAAUAGUAAGAAUUGUCCAGUUCCUCAGUUCGAACCCCCGGGAGUUUCGAGCUGGAAAUGGGUAAUUGGUCCGAUUUGCUUAUAUUUAUUGGAAAGAUUUUUACGCUUUCUGAAAAGCCUUAGGCCAGUCAACAUUUUCGAGGUCAUUCAACAUCCUUCAAAAGUAAUUGAAAUAAGACUGCAUAAAGAAAAAUUAGAUCCAAUGCCAGGAGAAUAUGUUUUACUUAAAUGUAUGGAGAUAUCUAAAUUAGAGUGGCAUCCUUUCACCUUAACUUCCGCUCCAGAUGACAACUAUUUAAGCGUUCAUAUAAGAGUAGCCGGCGAUUGGACAGAGAAACUCUACGAAAUAUGCACAGCUGAGAGACGACAAAAACCCAAAUUAGCUAUUGACGGUCCUUUCGGUACUGCAACAGAAGACGUUUUCAGGUACCAAGUAGACGUUAUGAUUGGCGCUGGUAUCGGAAUAACACCUUUUGCUUCGGUAUUGAAACAUAUAUGGCAUAAAUUGCAACAAUCAUCCGAGAAACCGAUAAAAUUACGAAAAGUUCAUUUCUUUUGGAUUUGCGGCAGUACAGCUUCGUUUGAAUGGUUUCGAGAGCUUCUUUCAGACCUUGAGCUGAAAAUUAGAAAUUCUGGAUCUCCAGAUUUUCUGUCUUAUCACGUUUACUUGACAAGGGGCUGGGAUAAUAGAAUGGCGAGAGAUAUCGUAAGUCGGGAUCGAGAAUCGAAGGAUCCUCUAACCGGAUUAUCUCAGAAAACUUUUUUUGGACGGCCAGAAUGGCCUAAGCUCUUUCAAAGCUUCCUUCACGAUCAUCCUGGAGUGAAAAUUGGUGUGUUUUGCUGUGCUCCGUCAGGCUUGGUUAAAGAAGUGAACAAAUGCUGUCAAGACUAUUCAUCAUCAAACGAACAAAACACAGAGUUUAUUUUCAAUACGGAGCAUUUCUAAACUUUCUCAUUCUGAAACUUCUAAUUUCUCUUUAAAUGCUUUCUUUUUUAAUACUUUUACCUCACUCUAUUUUCGAGAUAUUAUUUACAUCUGCUUUCUCUAUAUCUCUCUCAUUUUCACUUAUAUAUAUAUAACACUCGCGCAAGCAGACACUCAUAUAUAUAUAUAUAUAUAUAUGUAGGUGCAAACUUUCAAAUAUAUUCGCUUUCCUAUUCUUUCUUCUAUCUUUCGCUAAUCUUAAGUAUAAACGCAUGUAGUUAUCCAAUUAUAAAGCUGUCUGUCGUCUAUUAUUAUCCGUUUUCCAUUCUUCGUGAGCUAAAGAUGAAUCACGGUGUCUAUGUCGUCCUCGGCAAAGGAGAAGUUGAAGUCCGUGACGAAAAGUUUUUGAAUUUAAAGUAUAAAUAAAGGGAUUUGUUGCAGAACUUAUAAUAGGCAAGAACUCAACUAUCGUAAAAGUAAAUACAACAUUAUGAACGUUGUACCCAUGGGCCAAAAAGAGAUAAAAAA